Molecule: messenger RNA, 475 nt
Organism: Talaromyces proteolyticus
Lineage: Eukaryota; Fungi; Ascomycota; Eurotiomycetes; Eurotiales; Trichocomaceae
Exons: 3
Coding region: 90-359 (89 amino acids)
Source: RefSeq, a predicted model, not a curated record
GGCAUCAACCACCUCACUCAAUUGCAGUGCUCGUACACCCGUGACAUGCUCCUAUCAACUUGAAUUGAUACAGAGAUCUGAACUGAAAAAUGGAUGAUAUUGAAGGGCCCAACUUCACUAUCGACGACGCCGGAGGUCGCGCCAAAGUUGAACAAUACAUACAUAUAAGCAAGUUCAGAACAGGGGACACAGUUUACUUGCACUUUUCCGGUACAGCUGCACCAGAAGGCCCCUACAUUAUCGCAUCCGUACCAUCGGCUGGGAAAUACACUCUUUGCCUGCCUGAUGGGCAGACUGUUAGGAAUGGAGAAGCGGUAGAAGAGCAAUAUUUACAAGGAACACAAUGCUGCGCAGCAUAGAUAAAGAGGCCGGGUUUAACGACGAUGUAGGCAAAAUAGAUGUCUAGAUUAAGUUUUGGAUAGAGGGCUGACUAAAGUGCAUCGUCUGAGUUCCUUAAGGGUGUAAUCAAUUCACA